Eremomyces bilateralis CBS 781.70 is the source of this 372-nucleotide messenger RNA. RefSeq lists its product as uncharacterized. The transcript has a single exon. The record is from RefSeq and is a predicted model, not a curated record. The annotation marks the transcript as partial. Lineage: Eukaryota; Fungi; Ascomycota; Dothideomycetes; Eremomycetales; Eremomycetaceae.
UGGCAGCACCUGUCUCAGAUUCAUCAAGUACUGAGCAAGUUCAACGAGCUCACCCUGUUCGUAUCAGAGCGAAAGCCACAGAUCAGCCUUACCGUCCCACUCUAUUAUGAGCUAUAUGAUUUACUCAAUGAGGGGUCUGAAGCUCAGGGAGUCUUUUCGGGAUUAAAUCGUGAUAUUACCCAAGCAAUCAAGGAAGGAAUAAAGAAAUACGAGAAAUACUACACCUUUAUAGAUGAAUUAGAUACCUACUACACUACUCUAAUUCUAGAUCCUCGGGUGAAAGGAGACCUAAUCCUUAAUAAAUUAGAGGAAAAUUUUUUUGUUAAAGCAAGGAACAUUUUUCUGCAAAACAGCCCACAACUUGGAAAUUAG